Messenger RNA from Anisakis simplex (herring worm), 171 nucleotides. The record is from the annotation of a GenBank genome assembly. NCBI's taxonomy places the organism in Eukaryota, Metazoa, Nematoda, Chromadorea, Rhabditida, Anisakidae.
AUGAAUACAUUGCAGCGCCGAGAACGUGAGAUACUUCAACAACUCGAAGCGCAAGAGGACAAUGCGGCAGAAAUCCAUCAGACCUUCUCGAAUUUACGACAAGAAGUUGAUGCAAAAACGAGGAAGUUGAAAAAAAUGUAUCUGCGAUUACAGCAGGUUAUUCGAUCUUAG